UUAAAAAAAAAAGUAAAAUCGAUUUUCCAAGCAUUACAACCAGAACGAAUUGAAUAAAAAUUUAAAUUCAUUUCGAUUUCGCUAUAAAAUACAUUUAAAAUACACGUUCCAUUUUCAUUUUUUAUUUUGUUUCCAUGGCAAUGGCAUCAACUGCAAUUUUUUCUGGUCACAUACUCACCAGAUGCGCUCAAUUGCCACCGCCUAACAAAAGAAACAAAUUCCCAGUCAAAGUUAACAAAAUAAAUGAAGUGAGUAUUUCUUAUUUGAAAUUAAAACCGGAGAGGGGUUCUGAAUGCAGAAUCAGAGCAAGCGAUUCAUCUUCUGUUUCAGCUAGUCCCGGAAAAAUGCCUGAUGUAUUAUCUGAAGAUGUGGAAAGUUCACUAGCAAUGGCUGAAGUAUUUGAUUUAAGUGGAAAAGCAGUUCGCUUAACAGAUCUAUGGAAAGAACGGAAGGCUGUAGUGGGUUUUGCUCGUCAUUUUGGAUGUGUACUCUGUCGCAAAAGAGCAGACAUUCUUGCAUCUCAAAAGGGAAGCAUGGAUGCUGCAGGGGUGGCACUCGUGUUGAUUGGACCUGGCAGCAUUGAUCAGGCAAAGGAAUUUGCUAAGCAAACUCAAUUUCCAGGAGAAGUUUAUGCUGAUCCCAGCCAUUCUACCUUUGAUGCAUUGAAGUUUGUUUCUGGAGUUUCGACUACUUUCACUCCAUUGGCUGGCAUGAAAAUAAUUGAGUCAUAUCUUCAAGGAUACAGGCAAGACUGGAGGCUAUCAUUCCAAAAGGAAACUGUGAAUAGAGGCAGCUGGCAACAAGGAGGCAUACUUGUUGCAGGCCCUGGUGAAAACAAUAUUGUGUACUUACACAAGGAUAGAGAAGCAGGAGAUGAUCCAGACGUUAAAGAUGUUCUGAAGGCAUGUUGCACUUCUUGACGGGUUUCCCUUUUGUUGGCAUGAUAAGGGAUCUCUCUCUCUCUCUCUCUCUCUCUCUCUCUCUCUCUCUCUCUCUCUCACACACACACACACACACACUCACACAGCCUUUCCUCCUGCCACCAUGUGCACACACAUAAUAGCCAUUGAAUAAACCAUCUGUUGACAUGAUGAUGCAAAUUACAAGGUGACUUGCAGAAAUUGAAUAAAUUUUGAUCGAACAAUUUUAUUUUAUAAAGUUAAAUUUUUAUUACCUGGAAACACAUAAUACUUGCAGCUGUCAACUGUAAAAAUGAUUAUCACAUGCCUUAGGCUUGAAGAAUGCAACUGCAAUUCUUUGUUUUUA
Molecule: messenger RNA, 1266 nt
Organism: Cryptomeria japonica (Japanese cedar)
Lineage: Eukaryota; Viridiplantae; Streptophyta; Pinopsida; Cupressales; Cupressaceae
Product: thioredoxin-like protein AAED1, chloroplastic
Exons: 9
Coding region: 135-920 (261 amino acids)
Molecular function (GO): antioxidant activity
Source: RefSeq, a predicted model, not a curated record